Uloborus diversus is the source of this 7995-nucleotide messenger RNA. RefSeq lists its product as uncharacterized. The coding region runs from base 1 to 7722 and encodes 2573 amino acids. The transcript is spliced from 4 exons. The record is from RefSeq and is a predicted model, not a curated record. Lineage: Eukaryota; Metazoa; Arthropoda; Arachnida; Araneae; Uloboridae.
AUGGGGGAAGGUGUGACGAACCCUAUCGGGGGAGCGGCAUCCAGUUCAGUAGAUCCAGCGGGCGAGGGACCAGUCGCUUCUCUGCUCGACGCUAUCCGGUUGGCCGCGUGUCUGAAGCUGGUCUUGCUCCUCAGCGUGUCGUGCGUCGUGGCUCUUGGCUGGUCGUCGCGACGCAGGAAGCGACGUCGUGGAUCAAGCGCGUCAUUGGACCCCACGAGGUUAAAAUCUGACCAUGUUGCUACGUCCACCACAGCAACAAUAAGCGACACCGGUUUGACCAGCGAGCAACCACACCUACGCCGGGAAGUUUCGGUUUGUGAGCAACACAACAGCGUGUCCUCAUUCUGCUUGCCAGCCGAUACUGUGAUUCAAUCCCAUCCGGAUAAGAGCGCUGGGGACAUGGAGACCGACGCCCAAGUGCCGGACCCGCAGCCGGAUUCCUUCUUCACGUGGGAUAGCGGAGGAGGCAGUGGAGAGUAUUCCUUCGUGCACACCGCCGUGGAGUUGCCCAAGUACCCUGACGGAUCAAUCUCUGAGGAAGAGAAGCAGAUGUUGCUGCUUUACAUGCAAAGUGGGCACCCUGAGCUGCUGCUUACCGGAUCCUCAGACCCCUCGCAAGGAGUAACUCCGCCCUCACUGCCUGACAACUCCUUGUGCGACCCUACAGCCGCCAGGGGAUUUCUAGAGACUAUCAUCGAGGAGAAUUCCGACGACCUGCGGAGCCCCAGUGAGUGCGAUGAAACUUCUGUCGGUUGGGGAUCUUGGGAUGAAUCGGAUGACGACCGCGAUACCGUGGUGGAGGUCCAGAUGUCGGCUGAGGCUGGGUAUGAACCGGCGAAUUACGCCGAAACGCCUUUCAGCGGAUUUAAAAACAAUUGUGAUUACGCUGUUCCCAAUCAAAUCAAAAACUUCCUCCCUGAUGACGCAAGAAAUAGUGAUUCAGUGCAAAAAAUGGAUUACACUCAAUUUAGCGAAUGUGAACGACCGUGUUUAUUGGUUAGUGCAAAUAGUGAUAACAAUGUGCAGCCACAACAGGAUACUCUAUGUGUGAAUAAUUCUGUGCUCUCAGAUAAGAGAUCGCAAUUUUGUGACACCAACAUGCAAAGUGUGCUUACUAAUAUGGAUAACACAUCUCAGCAAGAGGUAAGUCAACAUUUAUGUUCCUCAUUAGAGCCCAACAACUUUGAGAAAUUGUGGAUCUCCGCUAAAAAAGUGGAGAGUCCGAUAGAAACAAUUAAUCCGUGGUGCGCUGCCAGCGCAAGUGAUUCAAAGGUUUUUGCAUCCAAUGAUGCAAUUCUAGAGGACGUGAAUUUUUCUGUUAGCAAUGUGGUUUUGCAAAAUUCGGCAAAUGACACUUCCUUGCUUAUGCUUGGAUCUGAUGAUUUGUGUCUAGUACCUUCUAAUAUAUCUCAGGAAGUUGCAGGCGGUAAUGAAGACAAUUUGAUGUUUAGUGAUGAUUUUAAAGAUUAUUUCCUCCCAGCCGAAAGUUAUAUUCCGGCUUUUAAUCGUGAUGAGACUGAACGAACGAAUACCGAUUGCGAUAUUUUCGUAGCUGAAAUUCACCCGGCUUGCCCUGAGCGAACAAUUAAAAAUAACUUCAGGUGCUUCCGCAUAGGUUUCGACCAGGGGUCCAAAGACGAUAAUUUGAGCUCGGAAUCGGAAAAUUCCGAAAACAGCGCAAUGGAGGAAUCGUUAUUUUUUCCUCAGGAGGGAGACGUUGUAUACAGCUCCUCUUGGUUGGGUGAUUGCAGCAUAAAAAAACAGGAAGAGGCCGCAUCGAGAACGGAAGUGCAGCACUCGACAAUGGCAGAUGCCCCGAACAAUACAACACCCAUCAAACCCUCACUUUCAGACGACACUCGGAAGUUGCCUCGCAGCCGGGAACAUUCCGCGAGCGAUGACGAAACAAACGAAGUAGCGACGUCCCUCAGUAGAUGGCAGCACCAUUCCAAUCUUCAACACAUUCAGGAAGCAACCAGUCCGAUCACUAGAUGGCAGCACCAAUCAGAGUUGAACAAAUUGACAGAUGAACCGGUAUCUUUAAAAUACGAUGAGAAUGAUGGCGAUACAGAUGACGGCUUACCUCCACAGUUGAAAGAAAUAUAUAGUUCAUUUAAAAUGAAAGAUAGGAAGAUGUCGCGAAUUAGGAUUAAGGACGACAAAAAUAACAAUUUUAAAACGGUUGGUUUGUGGGAUAAAGAAACUAAAGUUACACUUCCUCCUUUCGCGUGUAAUAUAACUCAACAGACUAGCACUAUUUCUAAAUCUCGAGAAAAUGUUAAAGAAGAGGAUUUAGAAGAUUUGGAACUCGAUAUGUUUGCAGGGUCUAAAAAUAUAACAUCACGAGGUAAAAUAAAAUCAAUCAAUGAUUCAGAUAUCGAUGAUGCUUUGAAAAGUUUUAACCAUUUAGAUGAUUAUUCCUCCCAAAGUGAGGAAAAUAGUGAAUCGGAGGGUGCUUUUGUCGUUAAUAAAGUAAGUUUCGGAACUGAGCUUGGAGUGCUGAAUUCUGAAGCAUUAGAUAAAAGUUCUGAAAAUUCGAGUUUAGACGGACCUUUAAAAGCCGAUAAUGAAAAUGGCUGCUCUGAUAAUUCAGAUAGUUGUCCUUUGUGUACAGAUCCUAGCUUCAAAAAUGCGAAAAUACCUGAUUUGUUUUCUGAAUCAACUGCAGAAGAAUAUUCGGAAAAUAGAAACGUGCAAUCACUGUUGCUGAACACUUUCCCCAAAAUACUUGGUCUUUCUCUCCCUAAUCUUUCUACAGAGCAAGCCAAUGAUUUCUGUAGUCCAGUAGUUAAUGAUUCAACUUUGAAAGAACGGGACUCGAUGUCUCCCCUUACAUCGUCAGAUAGCGAUGAAUACAUAAAAAUAUCGAAAGAGGUCAAGAAACGAGUGAGGAAGCGAUCGAAAGAUAACAACACUUUGGACAUGAAACACGAUGAUUCUGGUUAUGUUGAAGACGAUGAAGAUGACGAGGACGAUAGCAUUGAAGAGCGAGAGUCAAAAGAAAUAUCGUCAACAAAAUUUCUGAGUAGCAUUGAAUCUAGUACAGAAGCUACAAAAUCGAGAAAAUCUCUGUCGUCAGCAUUUUAUGAAUCAAAAACAAAAACAGAUUUGGCUGAAGCAAAAUCUUGCAGCUCUAUCCCUCAAAGUUUUCAAGAGUUUUCUAAACAAUUUGAACAGUCUUCUGAAUGCGACGAUUUAGGAGAAGAAAAAUGGAACAUACCUAAAAAUUUAUCUCAAUUUUCUGCAUGGCUGUUAGACAAAGAACUAAAAAAAAUAAACUGCAGGGACGAAAUGGAAAAGUUGAUCGUCAAUGAUAUUAUGAGUCUUAGAGAACAAACCAUUGCACAGUUCUUAAAAGAUUCUUCGAAUUUCGCAGAAAAAGACAUUUUUAAAGGCCUUAAGAAAGGGGCUUUAGAAAUUGAGGAUAAUUUGCGUUUACAACCGGAAAUUCAUGACAUUAAAACGUCUCAAACACGAAUAACCGGACAGAAGUUUGAUGCAGAGGAAUCCAGUGGUUUGAAAAACGCGGCAGAUGAUGUACAAAACGGUCUAUAUUCUUCUAAUGGCGGAAGUAAUUUAAUAGAUUUGAAUGAAAAUAUAGGCAACGAAGAAAAUGAUUUUACUUCAAAAGAAAACGAAUAUUCUACAUCGCAAACAAAUGAAUUGAAUAGCAUAGAUCCCAGAUUUGAACAUUAUUGCGCAGAUAAUAUACCAAAAGAUGACAUCAUUAAAGGUCAGAGUCCUGAGAAUGAACGUAAAAACAAUUCAAUAGAACCCAUAAAUUUUGAUGAUGAACCUCCUGUUAAUAAUAACUUAGGGUCAUUGACUUUUCCGAAAACUUUAAAAUGCAAUACAUUACACGAAGUAGAUACUGACGGUUUAAUUACAUCACGUGGUGAAAUAAGCCAGGAAGGAAUCACAUCUACGAAUGAGGAAAAUAAACCUCCAAUAAUUAAAAGUAAUAGUCUUGUAUCACUGCAAAAUGCACCAACACGGAAUAGUUUAGAAGAAGAAGAUAUUAACGGCACGGAAAGUAUUGUUGACAAAACACACCAUUUGCAAUCAGCUGCUAAUAACUCUGUUGAAGAACUUAAACUUUCACUUGAGAAAUCAAAUUCAAAUGAGCAAAAUAUAUCCUCAAUUACUGAAACUAACAGCCCCGUUCAACAGACACAACAUAGUUUAGAAAAAAUAAACAAUAUAAUCAGUUCUGAUAAUAUAAUUGACAAAACCAAGCAUUCGCAAUCGACUGUAAAUAAUUCCAUAAAUGAAGUUGAAAAUUCAACAGAGAAAAGUUUCUGCAACUUCGAAAUCAGUGAGGUGUCGCCAUCUAUUAGUGAAAACGUUUUACAAUCCGAGGCAGGAAAUAAGUUAAGGAGCACCGUUGACCCAAUGACCCGCGGAAUGCGAAGUGAGGAAAAGGGUGGUGCGUACGAGAGAUGCGUGAGUGGAGAAACAGAUGAUAUCAACUUGCUAGAGGCAAAAGCUGUCAGUGAGGAAGGGGCAGCAGAAGCCGAACCGCACGUGCUUGGAUCGUCGAAUCACGCCUACCUCGGUCGUAGUAGUGAUAAUGCGUCGCAUUCCCAGUGGCGCCUUUCUUUACCUGACAAAUUAGUUUUGAAAAAUGAAUUGCUUAUCAAUGAAACGCAAAUCCCGAAUGAUUUGUUAUCUGGCGAAGUAUCCGUAGAAGUUUCAAGUGCUGUGUCGAAUUCUACUGAUAUUGAAAGCAAAGAGGUGCAACCACCUGUGGCUGUCGUGCUUCCUCAUGCAAAGGGUGACGAAACAAGUUCAGAAGUCACUGUCGCGGAAUGUUCCCCGGAUAAAGUAAAAUCUAAUUUUGUCGGCGAAGAAAAGGUGAGUGUUCCUUUGGACAGUUGUGACGUGAUAGUAAACAAUGAAUUAUUUAGUAUAGAUAAGAGCAGUUCUGAUAUUGGUGUGAAGAGUUUAGAUAUUGACGCACAAUUAUGCUUUGAAGAAACGCCUGCAGAUUUUGCAUUUAAAAAUCAUGAAAAUAAUUACACGGAAGGUUCAUUGUAUAAGUCUUCACCCGAGUUUUUGAAUUUAAUAUGUAAUAACAUCGAAAGUCAACCUGAUAUCAUAUCGUGUUGCAUUAAAAGUUCGGAUGAUCUGAGCAUCGAGUACGAAAAGAGGAAAUCGUCUCCUAAUCGCGCCGAAUAUCAGCGUAGCCAGUCUGCCGGCAGAGAACCCCCAAAAGAGGAUGAUGAAAGUGAUACUUGGAGCGGCCAAUCGAAGAGUACCCCUGAUUUGAGGCGCUGUCACGAGCAACUCCGCUCUUCUGUGCCCUUGUCUGCCCUCUUGAGUAAAAGUGUCAGCCAGCGGAUUGAGGACUACCUCGGUCAUAGUGCCAGGGGAGAUUAUUUACAUCGUUCUUUGCCACCCCAGGAGAGGUCCAGGCACUACAGACGCAUUUGCGUCAGCACGGAAACUGUAGUCGAGAAAGCAGCUCGCUUCGAAGCCCGAAGUCGCAAUAACAGCAGCAGACCUGUCAAAGAAGACACUUCUAAUUACAGAUCUGGUUCUUGUCCCCCCUUGAAUAUGCGUUCCAGUUUGGAUUAUUCAUACAGGAAUUACAGCAAACCCACCGCCGCUGUUCGACCGACGAUUGACGCGAGAAGGAAUAUUUACGCUGCCCAAAACGGAAAAAUGGUGUCUGAUAGCAAUUCUGGUAAACAGAAAGAAGAUUUAUUGGAAUUAAUUACUGGUUAUUCCAAAGCGACAAAAGUCACCCACAAGCCACCUGUUCCGCCCGCUUCCGUUCAACCUAACCAGUCCUUAAAAACAAUACGCCUGAAAGGCAAAAUCGCCUCCGCGAGAAAAGAGUUUUUUGAGCGUUUGAGCCAACAGGACUUGAGUUCGAAGGAGUCCGGCAGAAAGGUGUCCGAGGAGGAUGAGGACCCCCACGGUGCGCCCCUGCGGCGCUUCGACGAGUUCAGGCGGUCGGCGAGGGAGGAGAGGGCCCGACUUGCCGCCAGUCAUCCGGACCUGGGGGCGCUGGAGGCGGCCGUGCGCUCCAGCAAGCGCCGCAUCGAUCAGAUCAGGAAGAAGAAAAAGUCCGGCGCCGCCCCGGGCCAGGCGCCACUCGAUGCCGGACCUCCCGAGCGCGCGAUGCCGUCCACCAAGCCGGAUUCCGUCGUCCUGCCCUACCGCCGGUGCACGGGAGAGAUCGCCUGGGCUUCGUGCUCGCAGCGCCUGAAGGAGGCAAAGGCGAGGGGGCGCCGUGAGCCCCUCGAGAUCGCGGACGUGCGCGCGCACCACGACCACCGCCGCCGCCCCGGCACGAGCGGCGACUACACCGACGAAGAGGAGGAGGAGGAGGAGAGCGCGCACUCGAACGGUUACGGCGGGGAUCCGGCCAUUGCUGCUGGCGAGUUCCUGGGCAGCCGAGCUCGCAGCAUGGACUUUCUGCUGGACGCCGACAACCGGGAGAGGGCCCAGCCCCCCGAGAACAGACUCUCGACCGGACAGGGGCGAGUUAAGUCCGAGCACGAGCUGCGGAUAGAGCGAUCGCUGCAGAACCUGACCAUCCCCGACUGGUACAAGCAGUCCGCAUGGAGCAAGAAGCCGAAGGAGGGAUUCAUACUGCGCCGGGGAAGCGAAGGUUCGGCAGGCGAAUCCCGGAAACGAUGGCUCGGGUUCAGUUCUUCGCGCACCCCUUCCGCCACCAGCCUGACCACUCCUCCAAGUCAGUAUUCGCAGCGCCACAUAGUGGUGCCGAAGCGCGUCACCCCCACGUCCGGCGAGUGGCGCUACGUGGGCUCGUUGGUGUCUUCCCGGGAGAGCUUGACGCCCGCCUCCCCGGCCUCCCUCAGCCCCAGGGAGUGUUCCUCUGCCGCCUUUCAGUACGGUCUCAACGCCUCUCUCUCCAGGUGGAGUAGCUCCAGGUUGAGCACCAGCAGUGCACCUUUGACGUCAUUGAGCGUGCACCGCUCGUUCAGGCAGCCGUAUUUGGGGUGGCGGGCGGCGGCGGCCUCCAGUAGCGGGGGCGGUUCCAGGUCGAGUCCAGGAGUCAGCCCCGUUACAGCCACCACUCCGGUUCAAGGGAGUAGGCCCGGUUCGCCCAGGAGGGGAUCUCAAGAGCACCAUUACGGAUACGGCCUCCAGCAGAAUCAGAUCACAAGUGCAUCUACUUUGCGACCGGAAGUGAGUGAACCCGGUGACAGCAGCUCGCGAAUCUCGCCUUUAGCCCUGUACGACAACUCCACGAACGUUUUCUUCAACAGCAACGUCGAAGCCGCUCGCCCGGACUCUUUCGAGCAACAGCAGCGGUUCGGCGGCCCAGCGGAGAUGCGGCGCGACCGCUAUUCCUACACGCAGUCCCUCUACUGCGGCACCGUGAUCGUGAGCCCCGGUGCCGCGCGCGACCUGGAGGACGACUGCCGCAACUUCAACCUGGACAGGGUGCCCAGGAUCGUGUCCUCCAACAUGGAGGAGGAGGAGGACGCGGCCGUGCGGACGGACGAGCGUUUCUCGCUCGUCCGGUCGCCGCAACCCCCGCCCCGCAUCUGGAUGGAAUCGUCCUUCGUGGGCACCAAGAAGGACGGCGAUGAGCCGGCCCGGCCGGUGGCAGGCCGGUCCAUACGGAUCGUACCCAGUGACUCUGUCAGAGGGCGGGGCGGACCGGGCAGUACGUGUGGCUCCACGCAGACGGCCAUGGGUGAGUACGUGCUGAGGGACUUUCGUAGAUUCGGCAUCACUCUCUGAGAGGGUGCCAUGUCCUGACAAUGUAGUCCAUGUUGGUGAUGCCAAAGAAGCUUCGGGAAAGGACUAGGCUGCCUUCAGCGAAAAAACUACAUUCAAUGUAACUUUGCGAAUUGCAGGUCAUUUGGAUUCAUGAUUUGCUACCCUUUUUCUUACGCUAAAUGAUUUAUUAGCAACUGAGCUGACUCAUCAUUUACAUGUAGUGCUAGGCGGACUAGCAGCGUCCCGUAGGUGGUCAGCUGUAUCUUAUCCUAAAGUCCUGAAUCGUAGUUUAAG